GCCUUAACAAGCAAGUGAAAAGAUUUAAAUAUAGCUAGUGACUCGCCAAACGGAAUGUGCUGAACAUCAUGAAUCUUCUUCUAUCCGCAAUUGAUAUCAUAACAUUCAUUACGAUACCCCUCUUCCUUCCUGGUUAGCCUUGAUAAAUUUCUAAAUGCCUUUUUCCAUUCAAGAGAUCUGUGAUCGUCUCGAAAUCAAUGAGAUUUACGCACGCUAUGUCCAUGCGGCAGAUGAGAAGGAUUUCGGAUCUCUGGAUCGGGUUUUCCUGCCACAUACAAUGUUCGAUUGGACUGCAUGUGGUGGGGGCAAGAUGACCUAUGAAGAAGCCAAGCAGGGACCAGUUCUUUACUGGAAAGCUGUUCCCUUGGUCGUUUCAUAUCUAUGCAAACCCUCUCAUUGAAUUUUCGGGUGAUCGGAUGGCAGCAACAGUUAAGGUCAAGGCAAUCAACCCCAGCGGUCUUCAUGACGACCGAGACGAACCAAUGAUGUUCCAAACUCAAGGGACCUACAUCGACACACUGGAGAAGACUGUACUCGGGUGGCGGAUAACGAAUCGGGUCUGGAAAGAAUCCUUCAUUGUGGGACCCUUGAAGAAAGUUGAUGGUAUCCCUGGCAUGUUGAACGUUGCCGGAAGACCUCCCCACGAUUGAAUUUGUGAAUGAUUGCUCGAGACACUGCCGGGCAGACUAUUACCAUGUAUUUAAUUGCAUGCGGGUC
This is a messenger RNA of Aspergillus caelatus, 717 nucleotides long. RefSeq lists its product as uncharacterized. The coding region runs from base 318 to 650 and encodes 110 amino acids. The transcript is spliced from 2 exons. The record is from RefSeq and is a predicted model, not a curated record. NCBI's taxonomy places the organism in Eukaryota, Fungi, Ascomycota, Eurotiomycetes, Eurotiales, Aspergillaceae.